CAAAAUAGGGUCACGCCCCCUUAUUUUUCAAGACAGAAUAUAGUUUUGUCAUUGUUUACACCUAAAAAGGAAACAUUAUUCAUUUGACUUGAUUACUAGAUCUAGCUUUAGAUCCUAAAUUCAUUAUAUUUUUGUUAAUGUUUUAAACUGACCAUGACUAUCCAUUUUGGUUGUAUAGCAAGGGGAACAACUGUGCUUUGUUCCCACCAGACUAAGAAUGGAAAUUUUAGUACAACACUCCAAUCCAUGUUACCAAACAUAUCAACACAGUCAGACAGUAAAAGAACAUAUACCUCAAACAGCUAUGAAUAUCACUGUUUGAUUGAGAAUGGGAUCCUGUAUGUUUGUGCCACUAAUGCCGGUAUUGCCAAAACCCAACCAUAUGGAUUUCUAAAUGAGAUGAGAAAACGAUUACAAUCUGCCUCUUUGAGUGCACGAGCCAUGACAGGAGGACCUGGAGACUUGGACAGUGAAUUCGGUUCUAUACUAGUUCAACAAAUGCAAAAAUAUUCUGAGAAUGGAGCUGGAAGUAGCAGUGCUGUGGCUACAGUUCAAGCUCAAGUCCAUGAAGUGAAAGAAGUCAUGUCUCAGAAUAUAGAGAAAGUUCUACAGAGGGGGGAAAGACUGGAAGACUUAUUGGAUAAAUCAGAAGAACUGGAAGCUGGGGCUGUAAACUUUUCAAGAACUGCAAAGAAAAUACAGAAGCGUUACUGGUGGCGCAAUAAGAAGAUGACCAUCAUCUUGGUAGUUGUAGCCCUCGUGGUCAUUCUCAUCAUCACACUCAUUAUACUCUUCUCCACUCAUGUGCUCCCUCCAAGCUCAGAUGAUGAUAAAAAAACUACACACAAGCCAUAGUGUUGUAGUGAAGAAGAAGGUCUAUGCACAUUUGUAAAGUUUAUUUGUGUGCAGGUGUUGUUUGAAAUGAAGAAAAUAAAACUGUAACAUUUAUUGCAAUCCAGAUCAGGAUUUCUCAAUUCAGAAAUAUUACAUUCAUUUUGUGUACAAAUUAACAAUACAUUUGGAGAAAAAAAAAUUGCCUUUAUGUUUUUAUCUAUUUUUAAAGUUGGGAUGGAAAGAAAUAUUAGAAAUUAGAAGUGAACUGAAUGGGUGGGGGGAAUAUAGUUGUUUCAAAAAGAGCUUGAGAAAUACUGGUCUAGAUUUUGUAUCACUCUAACAUAUCUUUAACAAUUUUAUGUCUAUUGUCAAAUAAUUAAAGAACAAAAAAACCUCAAACCAGUUGUACUAAAGUUUAAAACUUGACCAGACCAGAAAAAGAAAAGUAAGAGUAUUUUCUUAUUUUCUUUUACAUGAUGAAUUAAUAAACUGAAUAAAAGAGUAAUAUGAGCUAUUUUAAAUAUAGAGUAACACUCAAACGCACCAAUGCUGAAAUGUCAAUAUAACUAAGACAUGACAUACCCAAUCAUUUGAUCUAGGAAGUUCAAUAUAGUGGCCCUUGUGUUAAUAAAAGCCCAUGUCCCGCCAUUAGGCUUGCUUAUGUUUUUCGCAUAGCCUCCCUUUGAUCCUCAGCUGUAAACAGAAAUAUCAAGGAAAAUGUAGUUCAAUAAGAGCCAUGCGGCUCACAGUCGAUUGACUGUAAUAAUGGUGGUUUCAUUUUUAUCACAAUUCAAACAUUAAUUUUGGAAAGAUAAAAAGAAGUUUGGGUAAAGGGUCAAGGGAAAAUGGUUUAAAGGUUAUGUUAGCAUGGGUUCAAACAUUUGUUAGUCAUUCAAAUUUAUCAAAGUCUGGGUUAAGUAUUAUUCUUUUGUUAAUAUAUAUUUAUUUAGUAAGAGCUCAAAAAUAUAACAAAAAAAGUUAGCAACUCAUUAACAAGUGCUUACAGUAAGACUUAACUCUAUAUUUGAAGUUUUUUACUGCAUCAUGUGUUGACCUUUUUUUUUUUUUGUUGCUGUUAUUUUGAUUGUUAAUGUUAAUUUUUUUUUUUUACUCUUUUUGCUUCAGAAAAUUUUAUUGUGGAUGAAAUGAAAUCUAUUUACUAACUUUGUUAUACAUCCCACAAACAUUCCAAACAAAGACUUUGUCUCUUUCAGCUACAGCUUUGCCUUUUGUAUAUAUACAAAUAUAUAUAUAUAUAUUAUAACCUUUUUUUAACAUUGAUUGUUGUUGCUGUUUUGCUCAAUAUUCUUAUUACUAAAAAGUCUCAUUUAUCAUUUAUUUUCAUAUGCAUCUUUUCAUGUAAGAAAGAUUGUACUUUAAGUACACCUUCAGACAGGACUUAACAGAAAGGACAUAUUUGAAUAUUUUUAUUGAUGAGGAUUUAAAAACAUGAAACUCAAGAAAUGUUUAUAUAAAAGUGUUAUAUAAUUUUAAAAAACUUUAUACACUGCAACUAAAUAUAAGCAGUAUUUGAAUAGACCAUUCAGAUGACAUUCUAUCUCUAUGUUAUGACAUUUCUACUAAAAAAUUAUUUAUUGAAUUUGUUAGUGCACCAGUAUAAACCUUAUGCUUACAUUAUUUUAUAAGGGGUUGGUGUUUCUAUUAGUAUAACUUUUUAGAUAAAUUUAUAACACUGUUAACUAAAAAUAUUACCUUUUUUUUCACUUAAUAUAUGCCAGUAAAUUAAUACAAAGUUUGUAUAAAUGCCAUUGUGUAUGCAAUAGCUGGAUAGUAGUUCAUUACACUAAACAGAGUGUUUGGUUAUAUAAUAAAACACUUGGAUGGUAAACCAACAAACAUAAUCUGAAAUUCCUUGAGUUGAGUUCCACAGCCUGAUGAGGGCAUCAUUUUAUAGAUGUUUUUCCCAACACAAGAUGACCUGUCUGUGUCAUGUGCACUAAGUUUAAACCGUGGGCUAUUGUCAUCCCCCAUCAUUCCCUCAAGAGGUUUGGGAUAUGAAGCGUGGUCAAGAGGCUAAGUAUGCUUAAACUUGGCUUGGCUACCUAUGAAAGGGGCUCGAGGUUCGACACCCGACUCAAGUAGAGUUGUGUUUACUUGAGCGCCUAAAGGCAACUAGUAAAACCUUCUCCCAUAUACCUCCUCCCCCCCCCUCCCCACUGGUCCACAAAUGAGAUUGGACCAAGCGUUCUGAGCAUGCUAUAAGCAUGAAAGUAGUGCUAUAUAAAAGCAAUAAUUUAAUGUUCAUUCAUGAAGGAAUGCCUUAAACUUACAAUCAACCUUUGCCCGAUUGAAAAAAAUAAACAAAAAUGGUUAUUCUUGUGUUUUUACUUUUAUGUCAGCGUUGCCUACUAUUCUUCUAUAGUAUAUUUGAUUAACUAAGGCCACUGGGUUAUUUGAACACUGCUGCCAUUGCUUUUUGUUUCUAGAAAAAACUAUUUCUCUACACUGACAUCAUGUUGACUAACACCCAUUCAUAAGCUACAUUAUAAAUGUGUAGUUAUUUUAAUGUUGUUUUUCUUGUAACAUUCCAAGAUGUUUGUGACCAUGUCAGUCACUUGAUGACAUUGUGAGGUAGAUUAUGAAAAUGCAACGUUUGGUUAAUAUUAUGCUGCCAAAAUACUUGGAUGGUCAUGGUGGCUGAGUGGUAAAGCGCUUGGCUUUUGAACCGAUGGGGUCUCUAGUUCAAAUGCUUGUGAAAACUGGAAUUUUGAACCUUGGGAUUCUUAUGGCGCCUCCUAGCGCACCCAACUCUAAAGGGUACCUAUUAUACAUUAGGAAGUAAAGGUGGUUAGUUGUUGUGCUGCCCACAUGACACCCUCAUAAACCGUCCACAAAGAAACAGUUGAACUUUAUAUCAUUUGCCCCAUAGAUCACAAGGUUUUUUUUUACUCUUUGAAAUACAUGUAUAGAUUAAGAGAUUAGUUAAAAUGUAAUUGAAAAUGUAACAAAAUGGUGUGUUAAAUAAAAUGAGUUCUAGAGGGGUGACCAAGCGAAGAGGCUCGGAUACUUUUACUUUCAGUGUACACAGGAAAUGUUGCUGAUAUUAAAGGAUUAUAUAGUUCUACCAAGCAUUACUCAACUGUUUCUUGAGAAGACAUACAUUGCAACAAACUGCCUGUGCGUCUUUUUUUUUUUUUUUCAUUAAAUUUUAGGAUUAGGAUAAUUGCACAAUGUCCAUAUAAUUAAUUUUUUUUUUUUCAUUAAAUUUUAGGAUUAGGAUAAUUGCACAAUGUCCAUAUAAUUAAUUUUUUUUUAAUAAAUUUUAGGAUUAGGAUAAUUGCACAAUGUCCAUAUAAAUAAUUUUUUUUUCAAUAUUGUUUUUUAUUUUUAUUUGCCUCUAUUCCGGUGGACUGGAAUUCACAUAUACAUAAAGUAUUGUCUGUUAUGAAUUUUAUUGUAACAUAUUUUUUUAUAUAGAAAUAAAAUGUGAAUUGUGA
Messenger RNA from Biomphalaria glabrata, 4292 nucleotides. RefSeq names its product vesicle-associated membrane protein 7-like. The transcript is spliced from 6 exons. Gene Ontology annotation, cellular component: membrane; SNARE complex. Bases 154 to 855 code for a protein of 233 amino acids. NCBI's taxonomy places the organism in Eukaryota, Metazoa, Mollusca, Gastropoda, Planorbidae. The record is from RefSeq and is a predicted model, not a curated record. Gene Ontology annotation, biological process: vesicle fusion; exocytosis. Gene Ontology annotation, molecular function: SNARE binding; SNAP receptor activity.